Molecule: messenger RNA, 1020 nt
Organism: Adineta steineri
Lineage: Eukaryota; Metazoa; Rotifera; Eurotatoria; Adinetida; Adinetidae
Source: the annotation of a GenBank genome assembly
AUGAGUCGCAAUAUCUUAUCAUCAACAAAUCAACGUCAGUUAGAAUCAUUUCCUGAUGAAUUAUUUCUUGAAAUCUUUCAAUAUAUUGAUAUACUUACUCUUCGUUCAUUCAAAGGACUUAAUAAACGCAUUGAUUCGAUUAUAAAUACUGUUAAUAAUAUAAUUCUUGUGGUUGAAUUAACACAAAAUAGUACAAAUGAUUUUGCUUAUUUCUUUAAAUUUAAUCCAAAACAAAUAUUUCAUUUAAAACUCUGUUCUACUUUAUGGUCAUCAUUGAAUUUUAUGAUGUUUACUGAACUUCGUUCAUUAACAUUUGAUUGUGAUUAUUUAACAAAAGAUCAAAUAAAUCAAAUAAUUCAAUUGAAUUUACCUUAUUUAAAACGACUUUCAAUCUUCAAUAUGAAAUAUUUUCUUCAACAAGUAUUCUUUUAUAAAAUAAUUCGAGGUGAACAUUUUCCAUCAUUGAAAACUUGCCAUUUUGAUUUCAAUGAUAAUAGUGAAUUGAAAUUAAAUUCAUACAAAUUAUCAUCAAGAAAUAUAAUUCGUUCUCUUUCUAUUAAUAAAUGGAAUUGGUCAAAACUUGAUUUUCUUUUUCAACAAUUUCAAUAUUUAUUUCGUUUUGAAACAUAUCUAGAAGAUUCAUAUUCUUCAAUUGAUCUUAUUCAACCUUGUUUAACAUUAAAAUAUCUGAAAAUAACUUUUAAUACUUCUGUUAUUUCUUCUUUGGAACAAUUAUUAAAAUGGACUCCAAAUUUAAUUCGAUUACGUGUUCGUGGAAAUCUUGAGAAAAGUACUGUUAAUGUUUAUUUUAUAGAAAUGUCAAACUAUCUUCCUACUCUUGUACCUUAUCUUCAACAAUUUGAUUGUGAACUUUAUUGUUAUAUGAAUGAAAAUGAAUAUAAUAAUCCUUUAAUUAUACAAAAAUAUAGUCCUUUUUUCGAACGAGUUCGAUGUCUGUAUGGACAAGGUGGAAAUCGAUGUUUUACAACUGAUAUGGAAACUUAUUCAUAUGGAAAAUAA